AUUUGGGGAACGGACGAAUUAAGCGGCGUGGAGAUGCGGCAGCCACUGAGCUGGGGCCGCUGGCGCGCGGUGCUUGCCCGAACCUACGGCCCCGGGCCUUCGGCGGGUUACCGCUGGGCCUCGGGCGCACAGGGUUACGUGCGGAAUCCGCCAGUUGGAGCUUGCGAUCUGCAGGGCGAGCUGGACAGAUUCGGGGGCAUCUCGGUGCGCCUGGCGCGGCUCGAUGCGCUGGACCGCCUGGACGCUGCCGCCUUCCAGAAGGGCUUGCAGGCUGCAGUACAGCAAUGGCGAUCAGAAGGUAGAACAGCUGUAUGGCUGCACAUUCCCAUCCUCCAAAGCCGAUUUAUUGCCCCUGCUGCUUCCCUGGGCUUCUGCUUUCACCACGCAGAAUCGGAUUCAUCAACGUUGACUCUGUGGCUGAGAGAAGGGCCCAGCAGAUUACCAGGAUAUGCUUCACAUCAAGUAGGAGUUGCAGGAGCUGUAUUUGAUGAAAGUACUAGAAAAAUACUGGUUGUACAAGAUCGAAAUAAAUUGAAAAAUAUGUGGAAGUUUCCAGGAGGCCUGUCAGAGCCUGAAGAAGAUAUUGGAGACACAGCAGUUCGAGAAGUUUUUGAAGAGACUGGUAUAAAAUCAGAAUUCAGGUCCAUCCUGAGUAUUCGGCAACAGCACACAAAUCCUGGAGCUUUUGGGAAGUCAGAUAUGUAUAUCAUCUGCCGCCUAAAGCCAUAUUCAUUCACCAUAAAUUUUUGCCAGGAAGAAUGCUUAAGAUGUGAGUGGAUGGAUCUCAAUGACCUGGCGAAGACUGAAAAUACAACUCCCAUCACCAGCAGAGUUGCUAGGCUGCUGCUGUAUGGGUACAGAGAAGGGUUUGACAAAAUUGACCUGACUGUGGAAGAACUUCCAGCAGUUCACACAGGACUGUUUUAUAAACUCUAUCACAAGGAACUGCCAGAGAAUUAUAAAACUAUGAAAGGAAUUGAUUAAAUUCACAUUUAUAUGUUUAGAAACAUGUAGACUAACGAAUGACAUAAGAAAUAGUGGACAUUUUGGAUUGAUUAAACAUCUGACUGUGAUAUUCUAAUGUAUAUGAUUUCCAUGAAGAAAUUUUGUUUCUAAACAUGCACAUUUUAAAAGCCUCUUUUCGAAUAAAGCAAAUGCGUGAAAAAGAUCAUUGCUCUAGGUUUAUGAUCAAGAAUAGAAGCAGAAGGGAAACAAAGAGUGAAAGGAAAAUUCAUAGUAAUCAUAAAGACAACAUGAAAGGUCGCCAUGGAACUUCAUAGACUGAUUCCCCAGAGGCAUCUAAGACACAUCAAUGAACAAAACUGAACAAGAUCCCUGCCUUUAUGCCACUCAAAUUCUAGCUGGGGGAGACACACAAUAAGCAAUAAGCUUAAACUAUCAACAGCAUGUUUGUGAAGAUAUUCAUCUAUUCUGUCUACUGCUGUAUCAGUGCUUGGCACAUAGUAAGUCAUCAAUAAGUAUUUGCUAAAUUAAUGAACAAAUGGAACUUUUUCAGAUAGCUUACAAUAAAAAUAUAAUUCAAUGACAUUUACAAAAUCUAAAUAAGAACUAGAGAAAUAGGACUGGGGAAAAUCCAGACUAGGAACUGAAAUACAGAAUAUGGUUUAACUUUAUGAACUAUUUACUCCCUAAGGAAAAUAGACCAGAUGACCUUUCCAAGAGUUGACUAUCCAAACUUGACAUCUCUGAGGAUCUCUGAAGGGCCAAGAAACCUAGCUUCUAAUAUCGCCUUGAUCCCUAACUAACUUGUAUUUUCAAUCAAGUCCUUUAACUUCUCUAGGCAUCACUUUCCUCCUCUGUAAAAUAAGAAGAUUGGAUUAGAUGGUCUUUAGAAUCCCUCCUAAUCUCUAGUAGCCUUAGUACACAAUAAGGAAAGAAAUAAGCACAUGAGCCAAGUUCUCCUCACAUCCCCCCAGCACCUCCUCUCACCCCAACUCUCCCUUCUUUAUGCAUCGGCCUCACAAUACUAGUCCACUCCUAAUUUUAGAUUUGAACCUUAUGACCAUUUCCCCAUGCUCUGUUUACUGGGUUGUUUAUUCUUUUACAGUACAUUGAUUUUUCAGUUUUGGCUUUUGAGGGAGCUUGCUCAAUAGGAAUCCAAAAGUGCUUUUGCUUAUACCACUUCUGAGAAUUAAAAACAGACAUGAUAUGGAAUCUCACUGUGUCGCCUAGGCUGGAGUGCAGUGGCGUGAUCUUGAUUCACUGCAAUGUCCACCUCCCGGGUCCAAGCAAUUCUCCUGCCUCAGCCUCCCAAGUUGGCUGUGAUUACAGCACUCUUCUUUCUGGGAGGAAACUAGACUGCUUUAGAAAUCACUGCAGGAAUCACAGAGUAAAAUGGAGAAGAAACCAGGGAUGUGUCAUAACACAGUAGUCUGAAAAAGGGCCAGGUAGAAGAGUGGGAAGGACUAUGCCUCUGGCAAGUGCAAGUUCAUAAAUCCCAGUUUCUUCAAGUUACGAGGCACAUCUGCAUCCCCAGAUGAUGGCUACUGGUCAGAACACUGAACUCAUACCAAAAGCUGCUGUUGUUGACAGUUUAAUGUCUAUGGAUCUGACUCGGAGAGAAAUGUGCCACUUACUGAAUCACCAACACCAUAUCUUUGGUGUUGAGGUGGGGCACGCUUACUUUUUCAUCUGAAGAUUGACACAGCCCACCAAGAACAAUUUGAAAGAGACAGGAUUGCUGCUGAAAAGGCAUGACAUCAAGCCACACAAAUUGGAUGUUAAGACUAGAGAUUAACUUGUGAACUUGGCAGGAAUAGGUCGUAUGACGAGAGCUGAAACGUACAACUGGAUCUUGGUCAUGCCAUUCCUCAAAGGAGAUGAAGAAAUCCUGAAUUUUUAAUUUAUGCUUAAUAGCCAUGGCUUUGUCUCUACAGAGUGUUUGUGAUAUAUUUCUAAGCAUUGGUAAAUUAAUUCUUACUGCACCAACUUGGUGGAAAUCUGUUCCAUCAGAAAGAGUUAAUACAUCCAAAGAGAUAGAAACACAUUUAAAACUAACUUUCACAAGCUCCUGCUUAGCUAAAAAUGAAACUAGAAAACUUUAUUUUGAGUAUUUUACAUUUCUGAUGGUACAGAAUCAACAGUUUGGGAAGCUUAAUACCUAUUUGCCAAGAGAAAAAGUCAGAAUUCUCUUUUCAGGUCUACAUUCUUUUAACUUGUCUCAUCUUUUUAUGUACCCUAGUAGUUUCAGAGAUACACUUGAAGAUAGAGCAAUUUCUGUUUUCAUCACUUUUAACAACAAUGGGUCUUUUUAUCAUUGUCAAUGAAUCAAUAUUCAGCCAGUGCUCCUGAGGAGAUGAAAAAUUCCACCGGCAAUUAUCUUACAGAGUCACCAUGAUUACUAGGUUAUAUGGUUUGGCUGUGUCCCCACCCAAAUCUCAUCUUGAAUUCCCAUGUGUUGCGGGAGGGACCCAGUGGGAGGUAACUGAAUCAUGGAGACAAGUCUUUCUUGUGCUGUUCUUAUGAUAGUGAAUAAGUCUCAUGAGAUCUUAUGGUUUUAUAAAGAAGAGUCCCCCUGCACAAGCUCUCUCUCUCUUUGCCUGCUGCCAUCUAUUUAAGAUGUGGCUUGCUCUUCCUUGCCUUCCGCCGUGAUUGUGAGGCUUCCCCAGCCAUGUGGAACUGUAAGUCCAAUUAAACCUCUUCUUUUGUAAAUU
This is a messenger RNA of Pan troglodytes (chimpanzee), 3674 nucleotides long. It is a transcript of the gene NUDT6, whose product is annotated as nudix hydrolase 6. Gene Ontology annotation, molecular function: NADH pyrophosphatase activity; ADP-ribose diphosphatase activity; NAD binding. The record is from RefSeq and is a predicted model, not a curated record. Lineage: Eukaryota; Metazoa; Chordata; Mammalia; Primates; Hominidae. Bases 34 to 984 code for a protein of 316 amino acids. The transcript has 10 exons.